AGUAAUAUUAGGCCGUAUAAUUUUCUACUUAAUAUUAAUCUUAGCCUUAAGAUCUAUAACUUUAGUAAAUCUUUCUUAGAUAGCUUGCAGGCUAUAGUCGCCUCUAGAGUAAGAUAUAGGCUACUAAGCUUAGGUAGAAUAAUAGUUAAAGAGAACCUUUUUACUUUAGGCUUAAUAAUCUACUUUAUUACUACUAGGCACAAGCUAUAUAAAGAGCUAACUAAUAAAGAUUAG
Messenger RNA from Trematosphaeria pertusa, 234 nucleotides. RefSeq lists its product as uncharacterized. The annotation marks the transcript as partial. NCBI's taxonomy places the organism in Eukaryota, Fungi, Ascomycota, Dothideomycetes, Pleosporales, Trematosphaeriaceae. The record is from RefSeq and is a predicted model, not a curated record. The transcript has a single exon.